Molecule: messenger RNA, 2069 nt
Organism: Cucurbita moschata (crookneck pumpkin)
Lineage: Eukaryota; Viridiplantae; Streptophyta; Magnoliopsida; Cucurbitales; Cucurbitaceae
Product: plant UBX domain-containing protein 8-like
Exons: 11
Coding region: 82-1869 (595 amino acids)
Molecular function (GO): ubiquitin binding
Source: RefSeq, a predicted model, not a curated record
UUUUUUUUAAUUAUUAUUCUUUUUAUUAUACUCUUCCGAUCAUCUUCCCCCUCUCCAAUUUCUCUCUAAUCUCUAAUUUCUAUGGCGAUGCCUUCUCGGGAAGCAAUUGAUACUUUCAUCGGCGUCACCGGAGCCUCCGAAGCGAUCGCCGUUCAAAAGCUCGAGGCACAUGGUGAUGAUCUCAAUGCUGCUGUGAAUGCAUAUUUCAAUGAAGGAGAUAGAAGUUCGUCCGUAAACGCACAUCCGACCUCUGUUUCUGGUGAUUAUGAUUUCAUGGACAUUGAUGAUCCAGUUGAAGUUGAACCCCAGGGUCCUCCUCAGUCUCUUCUAUCUGCUGCUAGAGAGAUUAUGAAUCCAUUUUCAUUACUUGAUCAAAAUCUCCGCCAGGGUUUAUUUGACCACGCCUCUGAUUUUACUAGUUCUGCUCCAAUGGUGACUCAUCCAAGAGAGGUGAGGGAGAUUCCCAUAGAAUUUAGAGAUGGUAGCCGACCAUCUGGCCAAUCUGGCCAAUCUGGCCAUGUGCUGACAAUUGAGGAUGUCACUGGGACUGUGGAUGCCCAUGGUCAAGAGGUUCGUGGGACUGUAGUAAUUGAUGAUAACGAAGAUGAAGAACCUCUAGUUGCUUCUGUAGCACAUGCACCAGAUUUAGAGCAUCGGGCUAUUUCAAGUCAUGAUUCUCGUGACAGAAAUGCUAUAUCCGGUGCCUUUGAAAGUGCUGAGUUUCAAGACAGAAAUGACAUUGAAGAAGAAAUGAUUCGUGCUGCAAUUGAGGCUUCAAAGAAAGAUGUUGUGCAGGCUUAUCCAAGUGAUCCCUUAACUACACAAACUGAUUUAAGCAAUCUUAGGGCUCGAGAACAUCUUUCUCACUUGAGUGAUUUAGAAUUAUCACCUGCAGCUUCAUCUAUCAAGCCAGAGGAAGAUUUCCCUGAGCGAGGGGAGAACAUUGGAGGAUCAAAAACAGAAACUUCGAAGUUAACUGAUGUGGAACUGAGGAAGGUCACAUCAUUAAAUGGAAGGAUGGAAACAGGAAGUACGUCUGCUCAAGAUGAGGUUGAAGAUCUAGAGGAAGUUAAUUUAAUUAGGCAUCGGACCAAACGCAAGUCCUCUGGCAAUGCUGAGCCUGCAAAGGGGGUUGAAAUUGUUGAUUUAAGCCUUGCAUCAAGUCCCAAGCAUCCUGAUAGUAGUAAUAAUCCACAGCACAAUGGGAAUGCAUUUCAGUCUGAUGAGUGGGGUGGAAUUUCUUCAGAGGAGCAUGAUGAAGCAGUCAUGCUUGAGGCUGCCAUGUUUGGUGGAGGUUCUGAAGGAAGUUCAUAUCGUUUUCCAUCUGCACCUCAUGAAUUCAUGAGAAAUCAAGGUUCAUAUGUACAGCCAGCCCCUCGCCCUCCUUCACCCUCCUUAGUAGCUCAGCGCUUGAUAAGGGAACAGCAGGAUGAUGAGUAUCUGGCAGCUUUAGAAGCUGACAGAGAAAAAGAACUGAAGGCCAUGGCUGAAGCUGCAGCUGUUCGUGAAAAAGAAAGACAGAGAGAGGAAGAAUCUCGUCAGAAACUGGAUGCUGAGAAGGAACUUGAAAGACAUUUGGCAGAAAUAGAGGCUUCUCUUCCCAGUGAACCAAGAUCAGAUGACGAGAAUGCGGUGACACUGUUAGUGCGCAUGCCAGAUGGCAGUCGCCGCGGUCGUCGAUUUCUCAAAUCUGAUAAGCUACAGUGUCUCUUUGACUUCAUUGAUAUCGGUAGAGUUGUCAAGCCUGGUUCCUACAGAUUGGUGAGGCCAUAUCCUCGAAAAGCUUUUGGAGAUGGGGAGAGUUCCUUAACAUUGAAUGAACUUGGAGUUAACAGCAAGCAAGAAGCUUUUUAUCUGGAGUUGAUUUAAUGGUGUGGCCAACUCUAUUAAACUGCUGAAAUUAAAUGAUAUAUACAUGAAAAUUACUUCUUCUCUUCUCUCUCGAAGCUUUCUUUGUGUGGAUGAAGUGUAGGAAUGGCAUUUGAAGGUAUAAAUAGAUCCAUUAAUGCGGAAUAAUGGUUUUGAAGUGCCUAAUAUUUGAUCCUUCUGCCAUGUUGGUCUGUAUUGCA